AUGGGAGGGGAAACUGUUGUAGGCACGAGGUUGCAUUGGCACAGUCACUCGCAAAGCGACCGCAUCAACGUCGACAAGGUGCUGGACCAAGUGCGUGCCUUUUGCACUCGAGCAGUCACGUACUCGGAUGGCGGAAUUCUUAUUGCGGUGGGGCUACCCGAAGCCGGCAUUAUCACAGCCGCUCCUGGAGAGGCACCCUCGUCAAGCGCCUUUAUUGACUCUGUGCGCGAGUUUAUGAGUAAACUGAAUAGCGAGGUGGCGGCAGGGACCCUCGCCGGUAAGGUGGAAAUUAUCCCGAUGCUUCAUUGGGGCAAAUUCGUGCCGGCCCUGAACGCGUUGAUUGGAACGGCCGCUGAUCACUUCCCUGCGGCCGACACUCUAAUUCUACAGUCACUGGAGAUCGACGUGGAUGCAACCAGUGUAGCCUCCCUGCGCUCACACUUCGAUGUCACGCAGGACCUUGUGGUUGGCGCGGUACUGCCUGGCCAUGAUUUUCGGCCCGAUCCUUCGAGCCAACCAGUCGAGUUGAGCGGUUUGACAUCGCCGUGGAACACGCUUGCACUCUGGAAUCUGGAGCAACUUACAAAGGUGGGGUUUGCCCUCAUGGGAGAUGCGUUGCGUCUCGAAGCUGACGGGAUUGGCUCGGCUGCUGGCAUCGAAGAAGUCGCCACCAUCGCCAUGUACCAACAACUCUACGCCAGCGGUUCGUCACCUACAACAGCAAAACUGGUGCGCGUACCUAGCAUCGCGUGGCAAGUGAAUGGACUGCAAGACCCCAAGCGUCUGGAGUGGCACAAGAAAAAAAUGGAGAGCAAGCAACAGCGCGCAGCCGCGCAGCUUGCUCACUUCGGUGGCGUGGCUUCCGGCUGCGUUUAUCACUUGGAGGCAUGA
Molecule: messenger RNA, 891 nt
Organism: Phytophthora infestans T30-4
Lineage: Eukaryota; Oomycota; Peronosporomycetes; Peronosporales; Peronosporaceae
Exons: 1
Coding region: 1-891 (296 amino acids)
Source: RefSeq, a predicted model, not a curated record